AUGAUCGCGAAUCGCCAGGAAGCCGCAUCCCUACUUGUGGAGGAGCGUGAGCAAAUUAUUCUCCCCGCCAAAUUCGUCGACUCUGGGGCCAAUGGCGAUGCAGACGAUGCCGUCGAAUGGUCAGCGUCUUUUCAAUGGCGGAUAGUGGCCUUGCUGGCGCUUGCCGCCUUUACAGUCACGUUCAACUGCGUAUCGAUAUUUCCCGUCGCCAACACCGUCAUACGUGACCUGAACGGCGGCAAUGCCACCAGGACGGAUGCCGUUCUCCUAGUCACAAUAUGGGAGCUGGGUGAGGCGGCGGGACCGCUCGUCAUCGCGCCUCUGUCCGAGAUGUUUGGCCGGUAUCCCGUAUACGUUGCUUGCAACGCCGUGUUUUUCUCGGGCGUCGUCAUGUCGGCACUGGCGCAAAACACAACCAUGUUCAUCGCGGCCCGCGCCGUGGCCGGCAUGGCCGUCGCGUCGAAUGUUUUGAACCCAGCGAUUAUCGGCGACAUGUUCCCCUCGGAGCAGAGGGGGUCGGCCAUGAGCAUCGUCAUGCUUGCGUCGCUCGUGGGCGGUAACCUGGGGCCGCUUUUGGGCGGAGUCGUCUCGCAGACGCUGGGUUGGCGUGCCGUUUUGCGGAUAGGCGCCGUGCUGGCUGGCAUUUGCGGGCUCCUCUUCUUGAUUUGCUUCAGGGAGACGUAUACGAGGUCCUUGGACGAGAAGAAGCUGGGCGUGCCGGGGGUUGAGGCUGUGGACGAUGGUGAAAGCGACGUGGGCUUUGAGACGAGCUCGUCGUGUCUGCUGGACGCGGUUUUGCGCCCUGCCCGCUUGCUGCUCGACUCUGGGGUCCUCGUGUGCCUUUCCCUGUUUGGCUCCGUGGUAUUCGCCCUCUUUUACGUCGUUUCCGUGACUCUGCCAGGCGUUUUGGAGGGGGUAUAUGGGCUAUCAGAAGCGGAAACGGGGUUAGCCUUCUUGGCAAACGGAAUUGGCUCCUUUAUCGGCAUCAUGCUUUCCAAGAUGUAUCUGGAUAAGACCUAUGUCAAGCUACGCGAGGCCAACAAUGGAAUCGGCCUACCGGAGUACCGACUCCCAGUGACGAUUAUCGGCGCUGUUCUGCUGCCUCUUGCGGUGGCUCUGUAUGGCUGGUGUGCGGCAAACCAAUUACCGCUCAUGCUCCUGCUCCUCUCUGUCGCGUUGAUGCGGCUGUUUCCAAUGUUGGCCUUUGUGCCCUUGAUGACAUACAUUGUGGAUGCGUUUGGUCUCUACUCGGCGUCUGCGAUGAGCGGCGUCAUUGUUAUUCGAUGCUUGGCUUGCGUCUUGUUACCGCUGGCUACGGUCCAUAUGAGUCAGGCUCUCGGCCACGGCUGGGGAUGUACUCUACUCGGUGCUGUCUGUAUGGUGCUUGCGUUGAUUCCCAUGGCCAUUCUCCGCUAUGGCCAGCAUUGGAGACAACGGUGCAGGUACACCAGCACCUUUCAAACUUGA
Molecule: messenger RNA, 1467 nt
Organism: Metarhizium brunneum ARSEF 3297
Lineage: Eukaryota; Fungi; Ascomycota; Sordariomycetes; Hypocreales; Clavicipitaceae
Product: MFS transporter cpaT
Biological process (GO): transmembrane transport
Cellular component (GO): plasma membrane
Molecular function (GO): transmembrane transporter activity
Source: RefSeq, a predicted model, not a curated record